GAGAAGACAAGGGAGCUAGAGAGCAGGAGGUCUUGGGAGGAGGAGACAAGGAAGCUAGAGAGCAGGAGGUCUUGGGAGGAGGAGACAAGGGAGAUAGAGAGCAGGAGGUAUUGGGAGGAGCAUAGAGGACGGUUUGGGUGAUAUUUUGAGACAAGAUUGGUGAUGUAAUUUGGGGCGGAGUUAUAAAUGGCUUUAUAUGUUAUUGUUAAUGUUUUCAAUUGUAAUCGUUAGGCAAUGGGAAGCCAGUGGAGGGAUUGGCAGAGAGGGGUGGAGGACACUGAGUGGAAGCCAGUGGAGGGAUUGGCAGAGAGGGAUGGAGGACACUGAGUGGAGGCUGGUGGAGAGAUUGGCAGAGAGGGGUGGAGGACACUGAAUGGAGGCCAGUGGAGGGAUUGGCAGAGAGGGGUGGAGGACACUGAAUGGAGGCC
Staurois parvus is the source of this 428-nucleotide messenger RNA. Lineage: Eukaryota; Metazoa; Chordata; Amphibia; Anura; Ranidae. The record is from the annotation of a GenBank genome assembly.